AUUGUGUCAGUGGGGUUUUUCGAUGCAGUUGACUACGGCUUACCGGGGGUUGGAAAGACAACACGAAAAGUCUUUGACAUUUCCCAAAUCGGAUCCCAGACCAUCAGAUGGAUGCCCACCAACAUUGAUUGGGCCAAGCAACAAAUCCAGAAUUCCAAGUGUAAUACGAGAGCUUGGACCUGUCAAGAGGCGGCUUCAUCGGCGAGGCGGCUGUACUUCACCAACCACUUUGCCCUUCUGGAGAAUGGCAACAAGGGAGAAAGCUACGUCGAAGGCCUACCGGAUGAACUGUGCCCAUGGAAUGGGACCGCAUGGGAUAGUACUGUACUAAAUCAGUCAUCUUCUAUUCCAUACGUUGAGAGCUACGCAACACGGGAGCUAUCUAUCAAAGCGGACGUCUUCCGCGCAUUCCAGGGAUGGCAGUGCCAUUACAACCAUGAGCAUUUGGGGAAGUCUGUCCUGUUUUGUGGAAUCAAGAUUGGAGGCCAUUGCGAUUUUUCGCCGGCUUUGCUGUGGGGAGAGCGACAACCCUUCCUUCCAAUCCCCCAAAGACGCGCUUGGGGGCAGAGUUGGACAUGGCUGGGGUGGCAUGGAUCGCCGGGAUUUCAGCAUCUCCAAAAAUUCCAGUGCUUUCCAUACUAAUCGAUGGUGCACUCUAAGGUGUAUUUUGCGUCUGCUGUACAAGUGUCACUUCGGUACGCGGAUGGAUCCACCUUCAAAUGGUCGUCCAUGACGCAGGA
This is a messenger RNA of Colletotrichum godetiae, 740 nucleotides long. RefSeq lists its product as uncharacterized. The coding region runs from base 112 to 642 and encodes 176 amino acids. The transcript has a single exon. NCBI's taxonomy places the organism in Eukaryota, Fungi, Ascomycota, Sordariomycetes, Glomerellales, Glomerellaceae. The record is from RefSeq and is a predicted model, not a curated record.